UGCCAAACCACUUUUUAACGCCAGUGUUGACUGAGAUUUAGCAUCACUUCGUCGAUUUCAAUAUCCUAUCAAUUGUUUACAUUGAAAUGGAGCUUAUCCGCUUCUUUUUCGAAGGUGUUGAUGACGUGUCGCGCGAACAAGUGGUCAAAGAGGCCAUGACGCAGGACCCCCUGUUUGAAGUGAAAGUCACGAAGCUCUUCCGCCAGUAUCUUCGAGUAGAAGAUCCCCUUAGCCUGGAGAGAACAGCUUAUUCGAUCGUUCAACUAUUACCGGAGCGAAAAUCUACGAGCCAUUCAUCCGCAGAACUGGCCACGUUUUGGGAUCUGUGUGUUAGGGUAGCGGAACAGAUUCCCCAUGACCACCCAUUCCAGCUCAAGCUAGCACGUCUCCUUUACUACCUACAAUACUCAAACAAGACUGCAGCAUCCACACAACUGGGUGACAACGAGAAAAACAAUUUUGCGAUUGUUUUACAUCCUUUUCGAGAGACAAUUCGUGACAGCCUCGACCCUGCCUUCUCGCCAGGAGACCGUGCUGAGACGUCCAAUGCAGAACAUACAAGCCGAUGGAUAAAUGUCAACGCUUUCUAUGCUAACAUGCAUGCCCAAGGAUGGCGCUUAUCAGCGUCUUGCACUCGGGCUAUGAAGUAUGCAUUCAUAUCUACACCUAAAACCGACUACCAAGCUCUGGAAUGUCAUGUAGUUGCUGCAGCUCAGUGGAUGUUAUAUGCUGGGCAAUCAAUUUUCCAGUCCAGCUUAUAUCCACCAGAGGAAACAGUUCUUGGAGAAGAAGCUCAACACUGGUCACUUGAUACAUGGACACAGUGGAAAGUUGGUUUCAGUAACGCAGCGAACGAAACGAAUCUUAUGGAUGGAACAAGAGACAUAGCCAAGAGAGCGGUUACUUUGAUGGAUGUGUUAGAAUCAGCCUGGCAAAAGGCUUGAGAGGCAGGACGAAUUCGAGUUUAGAGCAUGUAACCUAAUGAUGUCAUAUUUUGAACCGAUACAGUUAGUUAGAAGCCUUACAAGCAAUAAGAUCC
Messenger RNA from Truncatella angustata, 1039 nucleotides. RefSeq lists its product as uncharacterized. NCBI's taxonomy places the organism in Eukaryota, Fungi, Ascomycota, Sordariomycetes, Amphisphaeriales, Sporocadaceae. The transcript is spliced from 3 exons. The record is from RefSeq and is a predicted model, not a curated record. The coding region runs from base 87 to 944 and encodes 285 amino acids.